This is a messenger RNA of Auanema sp. JU1783, 330 nucleotides long. NCBI's taxonomy places the organism in Eukaryota, Metazoa, Nematoda, Chromadorea, Rhabditida, Rhabditidae. The record is from the annotation of a GenBank genome assembly.
AUGGCUUAUACAACCGUGCAGGUACCUGAGGAUUGGAGUAAAGAAGUAAACCCAAUUCUGCAGUCAUACCGCACAGUUUUCACAGAGUCAGAUGCAAACCUUCCGACCAUGCGAGUCCCCCCAGCAGAGAUUUUGACGGAGGGUGCAAAACCAAUAGCACAGAAAGUGCGCCCAGUUCCUCUAGCAGUCCGUACAGAGUUACAGGACAAGUUGCGAAGCAUGGAGAGCGCGGGGAUUACUGAGAAAUCUAAGAGUCCAUGGGCAUCACCUCUGGUGUUGGUAAGGAAGAAGGUUGAAUGCUCACCUCAAAGCAGAUGUCAUGAAGGCUAG